Messenger RNA from Daphnia carinata, 7106 nucleotides. RefSeq names its product unconventional myosin-XVIIIa-like (gene Mhcl). Gene Ontology annotation, molecular function: ATP binding; protein binding; cytoskeletal motor activity. The transcript is spliced from 21 exons. NCBI's taxonomy places the organism in Eukaryota, Metazoa, Arthropoda, Branchiopoda, Diplostraca, Daphniidae. The record is from RefSeq and is a predicted model, not a curated record. Gene Ontology annotation, cellular component: myosin complex.
GCAGACGUCAAGCAUUGCUGGGCGCCUGAAGUGUAUCAAUCGGUUUCAUAGUUCAAUAGUUCUGUCCAUUUUCUACCGUUCGAUGAGCUUUCAGGAUUUGCCGCCAUGUUCAGCUUUAUGAAGAAGGACAAGGCAGACAAACGGGAUAAAAAGGAAAGAAAAGAAACGAAAAAGCCUCAAACGAAAGAUGCUGUUUUCCAAGCAUCUGGCAGUGGAAGUGGUGGCAUUCUGUACGGAGCAUCUGCCGCAACGGCCUCGGCAUCCGGCAAUGAUAAACUAACAGCUGACGAGCUGCUCCGAUUGGAUGAAGUCAGGCGAAGUUUGAAAAUUCGUACGCGUCGCAAAGAGAAAGAGAAACUGCCCAGUGGAAUCACUGCCGACUACACCGCCCAUUUGGGUCUCCAUUUGGUAGACGGCGGUCUGUCCAGCACCAACGCGCAGGUCUGGCCUGAGCUUCACAGUCCCAUAAGUGAUGGAGGGAGUUGCACGAGCGAUGGGACGCCCAGCUUGAAUUCCCUGACUUCAUCAACAGUUACGACCUCAACAACCAUGAUGAUGAAACAGGAGACGUUUUCCGUUACCACCCCUGUUCCAGUCCCGCCGGCUCGAGGUAUCCUCAAAGGCAAAUCAUCGUACGGGCUGGAAUCUCCGCCAAUCUUGGAGCUGGACGACGACAACAAGCUAGUGGAGAAUACGCUGAAGAAUGAGUUAAUAAUUUACGAGAAGCCGCCGGCUGUAUUGGGCACGAAAAAGGUAGCCGGGCCUCCCCCUCUGCCCAAAUCGCAGCCACCCUUACCAGCCAAUGGGGCUUUUCAGCGAGCAAAGACGGACGUGAGGAUACAAGAAGAAGACACGUUUACUUAUAGCUUUCCACGGCCACAUGUGGCUCCGUUGGACGCGGCCACAGCUGCAGCUAUAGCCGCUGCGUCAGGUCUGGUUCCAGCUGAGACUUGUAGGCCAUCUGGUGCCAAACUGUUGUGGAGCGAACCUCCUGGCGAAGGAUCUGGAUGGCUGGAUCGUAUCAAAACCCACAAAAGUCUUGAUUCCUCAUCGUCUUCCUUACUGCCUCUGCCUGCUCUGUUUGAGCCGGCCCUACCGGAGCCAAGAGACUUGACGCUGCAACGCAAAGAGACGGGCGAUUUCGGUUUCUCGCUCCGCCGAAGCGUCGUGGUCGAACGAUCGCCUAAUGAUCCUUCCAGGAAUUCGGUGAAGAGGACGGUGAUUUUCGCUGAACCGGUGACUGGCAAUACCAACAAACAAUUAGAUGCGGCUCUUUUACCUGGCGACCGACUGCUCGAAGUCAACGGUCAAAACGUUCAGAACACGAACCGCGAAGACAUCAUCGAUAUCAUCCGCAAUUCAGGAUCCACCGUCACGCUCAAGGUGCAGCCCGUGGCUGAAUUGGUGGAACUAUCUCGCCGCUGGGCGGCUGAUGGUCGUCAAAUUCGCCUGAACGACGUCAUCGCCAAAGGUGGCACUCUGCGCAGGACCGGAUCCUUACGCCACCGCCAUACAAAGGCCAAAUCCGAUGAUGAAUUGACCAAAGAAAAGGAAUGGAUCGAAUCGGGACGGGUCUGGUUGCAACACAGGGAUGGAUUCACGUCGGCCCGUUUAGACCCAACAAAAGAUGCAGAAGAAGGACGUGUGCGUUUAAAGCUGGACGGCAGCACAGGUGAGGUGGUGUCCGUCGAUGAAGAUGAGGUCGUCAAAGCCAAUCCUCCGCAAUUUGAUUUGGCCGAAGAUCUGGCCCAAUUGCGACACCUCAAUGAAGCCUCGCUUUUGCACACGUUGCGAUGCCGUUACGCCGCCAGCCUACCGCACACCUACGCCGGCCAAAGUCUCAUCGUUAUCAAUCCCGUCACGCCAUUGGCCGUCUAUUCCGAGCGGAUGAUCCAGCUGUUCCGCGGAUGCAAAGCCGAAGACAUGCCACCACACAUUUACGCCUCCGCUCAAUCCGCCUAUCGUUCCAUGUUGGCGUCGCGAACCGACCAAUCGCUCAUCUUUGUCGGUCGCAGUGGAUCCGGCAAAACACACAAUUUCAGAAAUUCCCUCCACUACCUCUGUUUGGCCGCCGGAUGCCCCACCAAAGUGAUUACCGUUGAGAAACUCAACGCCAUCUUCUUGUUGCUGGAAGCAUUCGGCAAUUGCCGGACGGGCCUCAACACCAACGCCACGCGAUUCACCAACAUCUUUUCAUUGGAUUUCGAUCAAUCCGGACAAAUCGCUUCCGGCUCCAUCCAAGUGCUGAUGCCAGAAAGGGAGCGUGUUACCCGACGGCCAGAAGGCGAGCCUUCGUUUAACGUCUUUUACGAGCUCGUGGCUGGAGCGACGGGCGAACUGCGUCGCUAUUUGCAAUUAGAGAACAUUGCGAGUAACACGAACGAGCCGUGUGCCUUUAUGACACCAUUGCAUACGGCCGAAGAUCGCCAAAAGGCCGCCGUCAGCUACGCCCGUCUUGUGGCUGCUCUAGAAUCGCUGGGUAUUUCCGAAACGGACAGCCGAUGCAUCUGGUCCAUCUUGGCCGCCAUCUACCACCUGGGCGUCGCCGGGGCCAUGCGAGGAAUUUAAUUAAAAAAAAAAAAAAUGUAAUUACGAAAUCAAUUAAAAUUUAAAAUUUGAAAUACAGGUGCGACUAACAAUAAGAUCGUUUUCGCCCGUCCGGCUGCUGCCCAGCGAGCCGCUAUUCUCUUAGGAAUCGGAUCAUUAGAAGAGCUGGCCCAGAUGGCGUUCUAUGCCACUCCCGUCCAAGGUUUAAUGAUGAACGGACGUUCUUCUUUCCGCACGGCUUCGCCCGUCCAUGAAAGUGUUAAACCCUCGGACAAACAUCUCGAUCCGGCCGAAGCUUUGGAAGGCUUCGCCCAGGGUCUUUACGUCGAGGCCUUUAGCGCUUUGGUUGCAUUAAUUAAUCGAUCGAUAUCUUCGACGGCACGGACCAUCAGCUCCAUCGUUGCCAUCGACACGCCUGGAUUCCAGAAUCCGGGCACGACGAGCAACGGAGAACGGGCCGCCAAUUUCCAGGACCUGUGCCACAACUACACGCAGGAGCGGCUCCAGUUGUUGUUCCACGACACGCAUUUCACUGCACAGCUCAACCGCUACGCUCAAGAACACAUCGACAUCACAUUCGAAGGAGGGACGGGCGAGGAAGAAGUGCCUUCACCUGAACCGUUGGUCGACAUGCUGGACAAGGCUCCUCAGGGCGCCGUGGCCCGCGCUUCGGCCACAAACCUUCGCGACGUGGACCGACGUGGAUUCCUUUGGCUCCUGGACGACGAGGCCCUUGUCAGCACGACCAGCGAAGACGAAUUGCUGGACAAACUGUCGACCAUGUACAACGACCGAGUGUUUGAGAAGCUCUUCACUCGACCGGCCGGCAGCCGGAAGCAGUUGAUGAUCCACCACGGUCAGGGCACCAACAGCGUCCUCUACGACCUGGACGGAUGGCUGAAAUCGGCCCGCGAGAUCCCAACCACUCGCAACGCCGCCCUGGCCCUAACGGAAUCCGCCAAAGAAGAAAUGGCUUCACUUUUCCGUUCUUGUCGUGGUCCGUUGCCGACGACGGUGAGCGGAUCUGUGGCCGGAAUCGAAGGUAGCCACGCGCUACGCAGAGCGUCCAGCAUCCGACGCACAUUUACCUCGGGAACGGCCGGCAUCAAGCGCAAAUCAUUGGCCCUUCAGUUGAAAUUCCAAGUGGACGGACUGAUUGAGACAUUACGCCGGACGAAACCGCGUUUUGUUUAUUGUUUUAUUCCCAAUCAUCGGGCAGGUUUGGUGGACUCGAGUUCAUCGACGUUCGCAUCCAACGACGAUUCCCUUCAAGUGCCUUUGCUUCGUUCUCAGUUGCGCGGAUCGGAAUUACUGCCAGCCAUUCGUCUCUACCGACAAGGAUAUCCAGAUUACCUGCCGCUGGGCGAAUUUGUGCGCCGAUUCAACGUGCUGGUGCCACCUGACGCAUUGCCGGCCUCGUUGCUGACGGGUCUCAACAGCUCGACGGCCAGCGAGAAACAAGCGGCCGAAAUCCUUUUGCUGCACAUCGACAUGGAACGAUCAUCUUAUCGCCUCGGCCUCAGUCAGGUUUUCUUCCGGCCGGGAGUUUUGUCUCAACUGGAAGAUCAGCGGGAUGAAAAAAUCACGAACCGUGUGGUGAAAUUCCAGGCGCAAUGUCGAGGCUUCCUUGCACGCAAACGCUUAAGCAAGCUCAAGGUCCAAGAUGUGGCCAUCCGCUGCAUUCAGCGUAACGUACGCAAACUACAGGCCAUCCGCGCCUGGCCUUGGUGGCGUCUUAUGCUCCGCUUGUCUCCUCUGCUCAACGUGCACCGGACCGAAGAGGAGCUCAAAGCGAGAACGGAGGAAGCCGAGAGUCUACGCAGUAGAGUCACCGCUCUUGAAAAAGAGCGCGCUGAUCUCAAAUACAUAGCCGACCGACUGGAGACGAAGGUCAGCGAAUUGACUGCCGACUUGGCCGAAGAACACUCGACCGCCACUUUGGCCACGGAACGACUAGAAGCUGAAACGGCCCAAAGGAUGAAGAUCGACAAGGAAUUUGGAGAACUCGAAGGUAAAUUUCGUAAGUUAUCUGGCGAUCAUGAAAAGAUGGAAAUGGAAGUGUUGCUGAACCGAUCUGCCGGCCUGAACGGCAGCGGGAGCGAGUACAUGAUGAGCGCGGCCGAGGAUGAUGACGAAGAUGACGACGGCCAGCCCAACGUCUACCGACAAAAAUGCGAACGGAUGUCUCGGGAACUAGAGCUGGCCAAACAGCGACUAGCCCAGCAACACGAAGACGACCUGGAGCAGACGGUGACACUCAAGAAGCAGCUGGAGAAGAAACUCAACGACGCGUACGAAGAGGUCGAAGAGCAACGCCAAGUUGUGGCCCAGUGGAAACGCAAAGCCCAGCGACUGGCCGCCGAGCUCAACGACACCCGUCUCCUCCACGAAGAUCAGACCAACCGCAACGCCGUUCUCGAAAAGAAACAGCGGAAAUUCGACACGGAAUUCCAGCUGCUCCAGGACGAAUUGCGACAGGAACGAGCCAACAAGGAACGGGCCAUGAGAGAACGCGAUGCGGCCAUCACCGACAAACUCACAUCCGAGCAAACUCUUCAGAGUGUUCAACUCGAUCUGGAGAUGAGGGGCGAACGACUGGCCGCUCUCACCAAGGAAUUGGAUGAAAUGACUACAGAGGGUCGAUCAGAUGCUGACAUGGCUGCUCUCAGAAGGUCCAAACAUGAAUUGGAAAUGAAAGUCAAAGAUCAGGAGGAAGAACUCGACGAAUUAGCUGGUCAAGUUCAGUUGCUGGAGUCUGCCAGGCUGCGACUAGAAAUGGCUAUGGAGCAGAUGAAGAAAGAAAACAAGAAGGAACUGGCCCAAAGAGAGGAAGAGAUAGAAGAUACUCGUUGCAGUGCCCAGAAGAAAGUCAAAGCAUUGGAAGCCCAGUUGGAGAGCGAACAUGAAGAAAGAACACUUUUGGUCAGAGAAAAACAUGAACUGGAACGCCAGCUGCUGUCUAUGGCUCAGCACGCAGCGCAUGCCGCAGACGACGACACCAUCCAGAAGCUGAAACGUGACCUGAAACGCACCAAAGCCCUCUUGAAAGACGCACACAGCCAGCUGGAACGAUGCAGAUCGGAAACGCCGAGCAAAGUCUUGCUCAGGCAGCUGAAAAAUUAGCUGGAAGAUUCGGAAUUUGCUCGCACGGCUGCUGUCAAGGGACGCCAACAUGCCGAGCAAGAAUUGCUCGAAGCCCAACAGCAACUGGAUGAGGCAUUGAGGUUGCGUGGUGAGACCGAAGACAAGUAUUUGAGCUGUAACAGAGAACGCAGCAAUUAUCAGAGUCAAGUGGACGACUUGGAGGUGGAAUUGAACGAAGUCAUGCGCAAGUACAAGGCCGCGGUAGCCCAGCUUACCGUUGAUCAAAUCACCCUUCAGGACCAGACUGCUCAAUUGAUGAGUCUGGAACACGAAAAAUCUGCAUUGAAAGAACAGGUGGCUGAACUGAGCGCAAGGCUCGAAUGCAUGGAGAUCGACACAAAGUCCGUCCAUACACAAAAACGUAUGGAAUUGAAAGUCAAAGAACUGGAAUCAAGAGUGGAACUGGAACAGACGUCCAAGUCACGAUUGGAGACGCAAGUUUCACGACUCAAAGAGAUGCUGGAUAAGAGCAACCUGGAACUCGAUUCGCUCCGUUGCAAGGAGCAACUGUCACAAGAAAGCAGUAAACGCCUGCAGCGUCAGUUGCGUGAUGUCCGCGAAGAAUUGACGGGAUCAGAACAGCGUGAUGCCGACACGUCGCAGCAAUUGCGAGAACUCGAGCAACGCAUCGAAUUGCUGGAAUCAGAGAACGCCACAUUGGUUAAGGAUUUAUCGCUGGCCCUGCGCCGAAUCGAAGACCUUCAAGUCGCCAUGCAAGGCGAAAUGGACACGUCAGAUUCGGAUCAAGAUCCGCACUCUGCCGAAAGCGAUAGCGAUGACGAUUCGGACACGUCGUUCAACACAUUCCUCAGUCAACGCAAGUAUGGCAGCACUUCGGGUGUCAGUUCGGCCUCGGAUGCGCGCCGUCAAUCGCCUACCGGUCUCGACAGUCCGUCCAGUAGCCGCGUCGAUCUGACGCUGACGCUGGAUAAGCAAGAAGACGAAUCUGUGGCAUAAAACAUCGUUCUAUUAACUUUAAUAUCAUAAUAUGGAAUUAUUUAGUUAUCUCUUUCCCUUCUCUUUCCCUAACUGCCUUUUCCAAUUAGCGUUUACAUUUGUAUAUAUAUAUAAUUAAUAAUUAUUCGAUAAGACAACACGUUCUUCCCCUUCUCCGCCUUGAUUAGUUUCAUCGUUGAUAGAUUAACUUUGUUGGUCUUGUCCUUUCCCCCCCUUUUUUUCCUUUAACUCUCUCACCCCACUUGUUGCUCCAAGCAUUUUUCUCUUUAUCAACUAGCUGCCAAUCAGCAAUUCUGCCCUUCUUCCUUGCACACCCGUAUGAUUUAAUUGAUCCGUGUAUGAUAGAACUUGCUCAUACAAAAACAAAUUAAUAUAACGAAUACCCUCCCCCCACAAAAUCCCGUUCUCUGUCCGCCCGUGUACGGAACCAAGAGAAAUACAAACCCAAUUCUAAUAUC